AUGUUGAUCCUAGGGUACCUUUGGUACAUUUAUUUAUUGGUGUUCCCUGUCGCAGCGUUUGAUUGGCCAUGGGAAGACGAUAGCAGCUCGGCUUCAGGGUCGGCUUCGGCUACGGAAACCGAUUCUGAUAGAAACAAAUAUGCUCCUUACGAAACCGAUUGUCCGUCUGGGGAGUUGACCCGGCAGUCUGUCAAUAUCUCCGAUGGCGAAAGAGACUACAUCACCCAUCGGUGGGAAAAAACCAACAACAAGCUUAUUGAAUUUUUAUCCGAAAGAGCCAAUUUAUCUGACUUUGAUGCGGAAACUUACAUCAACGAUUAUUCCGACGAGCAUAACAUCACCAUUGGUGUAGCGUUUUCUGGAGGAGGAUACCGUGCCAUGCUCUGUGGAGCUGGCGAGCUCUUGGGGUUGGACGACAGAUACGACGGGGAAGAUUCGGAGAAUGGUCUUGGGGGUUUGUUGCAAAGUUCGACAUAUAUUGCUGGUUUAUCCGGUGGAAACUGGCUUGUUGGACUGAUGGUUUUAAACGACUGGAUCUCAGUGGCUGAUAUUUAUUCCGGAAAAAAGAAAAUUUGGGACUUGGAGGACUCGAUUUUCAACCCUAAUGGAAUUAAUGUCAUUAAAACGGUGGAGUACUACAAGCAUAUUUACGAUGCUCUCAACGCCAAAAAAGAUGCUGGGUUUGAGACCUCGAUUACUGAUAUCUGGGGCCGUGCCCUUUCCAACCAAUUUUUUGAAGGCGAUCAAGGUGGAGAGAACGUUACCUGGUCCUCCAUUCAAGAUUUGUCCAGCUUCAAAGACUACGAAAUGCCAUUCCCAGUGGUGGUUGCCGAUGGAAGAACCCCAGGUACUUACAUCAUUAACAGCAACUCUACUGUUUUUGAGUUCAAUCCCUUCGAAAUGGGAUCGUGGGAUCCAUCUGUUCACACAUUUUUCGACGUCAAAUACUUGGGAAGUGGAGUUCUGGGUGGUGAUCCUAAAAAUGACAAAUGUACCGCUAAUUUCGACAAUGCUGGUUUCGUAUUGGGUACUUCUUCUUCUCUUUUCAACCAGGUGAUUUUGAGACUUCCUGGAACCAGUAUCCCCAGCGUUCUUAAAUCUCUUCUCAACAAGUUGUUGAAACUGGUUAGCAACGAUGAAGAUGAUAUUGCAGUAUACGAGCCAAAUCCAUUCUAUGACUCGGAGUAUGGUGGUCUGAGAUCUGUCCUCAAGAACGAUACUCUCUACUUGUGCGAUGGUGGAGAAGACAACCAAAAUGUUCCUUUGUAUCCAUUGAUCCAAACGGUUCGUAAAUUGGACAUAAUUCUUGCCUACGACAAUUCUGCCGAUACCAACCAAAAUUGGCCCAAUGGUUCUUCUCUCGUGGAAACCUACCAGCGUCAAUACUCGGUUCAAGGAAGAGGUACGCCAUUCCCAUAUGUUCCUUCAGUGGAUGAAUUCGUCGAUAAAGAGCUCAACAAGCGACCUGUGUUCUUUGGAUGCGAUGCUUCGAAUAUGACCGAUCUUGUUCAACAGCUGAAAAACAAUAAUAUCAACGAAACCGAUAUUCCCUUGGUGGUGUACAUGCCCAACCAUAGACACUCUUAUAACUCCAACACUUCCACCUACAAGAUGUCCUACGACAACGAUGAAAAAUGGGGAGUUAUAAGAAACGGAUUUGAAGUUACCACUCAAAAGAAUGGUACUACUGAUGAUGGAUGGGCCACUUGUAUGGGAUGUGCCAUCAUCAGACGUUCUCAGGAGCGCAGAGGUAUCAAGCAAUCUUCUGAAUGUGAAAAAUGUUUUCAAAAAUACUGCUGGAAUGGAGGUUCCAAAGAUGCCGUUGCUAGCACUGAUGCUGCAAGUCCUACAGGUUCCAGUUCCAGUUCCAGUUCCAAAUCCAGCUCGCAAUCGUCAUCUACAUCCACCGGCAAGAAGAAGGGUGCUGCAACAUCUGUAUCGGCUCCAUGGCAAGCAGUGGUGUAUGUAGUCUUGCUCAUUAGUGGUGCCUUUAUCAUAUAG
This is a messenger RNA of Meyerozyma guilliermondii ATCC 6260, 2001 nucleotides long. It is a transcript of the gene PLB5, whose product is annotated as Plb5p. The record is from RefSeq and is a predicted model, not a curated record. The coding region runs from base 1 to 2001 and encodes 666 amino acids. Gene Ontology annotation, molecular function: A2-type glycerophospholipase activity. Gene Ontology annotation, biological process: glycerophospholipid catabolic process. Gene Ontology annotation, cellular component: extracellular region; cytosol; plasma membrane. Lineage: Eukaryota; Fungi; Ascomycota; Pichiomycetes; Serinales; Debaryomycetaceae. The transcript has a single exon.